AUUACGAUGGCAAUAUGAAGCUAUCGUCGAUUUGCAACUACAAAAAUCGUUCACUAGCUGUGCAGCUUGAACUGUGAACUAUGUUGAUUUAGCAAGAAUAAAUACUGCAUAUAUGGCUAUCCACCCACAGUUGGAUAAUUCAAACGCUUUGUUCCCGCCACUGAUGUAUGUGGCAAGCACAUUUCUUGCCACCAGCGGCGUUCUUGGAUUGCAGCCCAACAUUUCCGUUGGCAACGAUGACUUCCUAGAUGCAUGGAACACUGAUAAUCGCUCCUUAUCAUCACCGUCAACUACAUUCAGAGCUACUUAUGCAAACAGCAGUAAACCGACUUUGCCGUCAAAUUUAAAUGAGUCGGGAAAUUAUACCUUUGGUGAUUCGGGGCCCGCCUCAACAGUGUUCAACUACUACAACGAAUCUGCCGCAGCGGUCGAAUGGCCGCCAGCAUGGCAGGGCAUCUGUUUGAUUGCUGUCUUCUGCACGUUUAUCGUUGUCACCGUCAUCGGAAAUACCCUCAUCAUAUUAGCUGUUCUAACCACUCGCCGACUUCGCACCGUAACAAACUGUUUCGUUAUGAGUUUAGCUAUUGCUGACUUACUUGUUGGCAUUUUCGUUAUGCCACCGGCUGUUGCUGUUCACCUUAUCGGUUCGUGGCGACUCGGCUGGAUACUUUGCGAUAUUUGGAUAUCCUUUGAUGUGUUGCUGUGCACGGCAUCUAUUUUAAGUCUAUGUGCCAUCAGUGUUGAUAGAUACCUGGCUGUUACCCAACCACUCACCUAUUCAAGGAAACGACGUUCCAAGCGCCUUGCGCUUCUAAUGAUUCUUAUCGUUUGGAUACUGGCAUUAGCAAUCACCUGUCCGCCCAUGCUCGGCUGGUACGAGCCUGGACGGCGAGAUUUACAUGAGUGUCGCUACAACCAGAAUGAAGGCUAUGUAAUUUUCUCAGCGAUGGGUUCAUUUUUCAUACCAAUGGCUGUCAUGAUUUAUGUUUAUGCCAAAAUAUCCUGUGUUAUAGCAAAAAGACACGACAAUAUGAACGAUAUUAAUAUUCAUAACAAGAAAUUUAAGCGCUACACCGCCGCCGAUGUUGAAAAUGAAUUCUCCGAACAGGAUCACAGUACGGGCUAUAAGAGCAAACAAGCCACGGCUCAGACAUUUUCUAAUCAGACGAUAUCGAAGGAACUACAUGAAAUCGCACUGAGCGAUACUGACAAUCUUGGCGUGUCAACAACAGUUGGCGGAAUUCAUGCUGGAAAUUGUCAAUCCUUGCUGGCACUGCCAUCCUCAAAGGACAGUGGCAGUGGGAGGAGCAGUUGCUAUGAGCUAACACGUCCAGCCUCAUUGUCGAUAAAACGCACCUCGACAGCUUCGACUACAAUGACCACAAUGGCCAGUGGCAUUGGACCCAGCAGUAGUCUAUUAGAUGCCCAAUGGCAGGGACAAUCACAACAACAGCAGCAGCAACAGCAGCAGCAGCAGCAGCAACAACAACAACAGUUGCGCACACACAGCUUUCGGCACUCGCAUCUUAGUGUUGGUGGUGCCGGCGACAGGCAGCGUGGCCACCAUCAUCAUCAUCAUCAUCAGUCAGCUGGCGCUGGAAAUGCAUCGGAUGCAACUGCAACAGCAACAACAUCAGCCAAUAUCAAAUCUCUAUCAAAUCGCAUUACAUCGCUAAAAAAGGAGAAUAAAACGACGCAAACAUUGAGCAUUGUCGUUGGCGGAUUUAUAGCGUGCUGGUUACCGUUCUUCAUCUACUAUAUUAUAACCCCAUUCCUCGCCGAGCAUCAAGUCAGCGGCACACUGGCGAAAGCACUCACAUGGCUUGGUUGGUUCAACAGCGCCAUAAAUCCAUUUAUCUAUGCAUUUUACAGUGUCGACUUUCGUGCCGCCUUUUGGCGCUUGACCUGCAAGCGUUUUUGCAGUGAGGAGCCAAAGCCACAGUUUCCCACAAACACCAUGUCCAUCAGGCGAUAGUCGUGGCGUGUCGCCACCGCACAUUCCACCACCGCAUCCCGCACACGCACAGAUAGGGAUAGGAUGAUAAUAGGGAUGGGGCGUGGCGACAUGGCGACAGUUCCUUCAGCUAGUCGAUUAUACAACUAGAAAUUUGCAAGUCGACAAUGUGGCAGGACUUGCAUAUAAUUUCAAGUCAUUCUUCAAUAUUAUGCGGACAUACACUCUGAAAAAUGAUAUGCCCUGUAAUUUAGACUACAUCAGCAGAAAGUGAGAGCCCAAAAUGGUUGGCUUAGUUUGGAAUUUCCAAAAGAAAUCUUAUUAUUUCGAGCUGCGUCACUUAGAAAACAAUCUUCCAAAUAGCAUUCAUUUACAAUUAAACAGAAAUAUAUCUCCCAACUCCAUAAAUUAAGGGAAUUGCUAAUAUUUAAAAAAAAAA
Drosophila grimshawi is the source of this 2393-nucleotide messenger RNA. RefSeq names its product D(3) dopamine receptor. Gene Ontology annotation, cellular component: membrane. Gene Ontology annotation, biological process: adenylate cyclase-activating adrenergic receptor signaling pathway. The record is from RefSeq and is a predicted model, not a curated record. The transcript has 5 exons. Bases 113 to 1975 code for a protein of 620 amino acids. NCBI's taxonomy places the organism in Eukaryota, Metazoa, Arthropoda, Insecta, Diptera, Drosophilidae. Gene Ontology annotation, molecular function: G protein-coupled receptor activity.